CUUCCUUUUUCCCCACCCAAAAUUCAUUUCCUCGUAGUUGAUUACCUGGGAUUUUGAUGCCUGUGUUCCCUCAGCAUUAUUGAUACACAUGGGGGAAAAAAAAAAAGGAACUUCUUGAAAUUCCCCUAGAAGGUUUUGAGAGUUGUUUUCAGUGUUGCAACUUGAACAAGUCAGUUUCUAGUUUAAGUUACCAUCGGAAAGCUUGGUAGGAGUCAGAUAUAUAAGCUCCAGUAACAGUAGCAGCAGCAGCAGAAGAAGAAACAACAGCUUCAGACCCAGCGAACCCUGCUGCCUAGCCAGAAGCAAGAUGCACCCAUGGCAGCUGGUCAUCUCCUGGAUUUCCCUGGGUUUGCUGGCAUCUCCCCUUAUGGCCAUUUGGGAACUGGAGAAAAAUGUUUAUGUUGUAGAGUUGGAUUGGCACCCGGACGCCCCCGGAGAAAUGGUGGUCCUCACCUGCCAAACCCCUGAAGAAGAUGACAUCACCUGGACCUCGGACCAGAGCAGUGACGUCUUAGGCUCCGGUAAAACUCUGACCAUUCAAGUCAAAGAAUUUGGAGAUGCUGGCCGGUAUACCUGUCAUAAAGGAGGCAAGGUUCUGAGCCAUUCGCUCCUGCUGAUUCACAAAAAGGAAGACGGAAUUUGGUCCACUGAUAUCUUAAAGGAACAGAAAGAAUCCAAAAAUAAGAUCUUUCUAAAAUGUGAGGCAAAGAAUUAUUCUGGACGUUUCACCUGCUGGUGGCUGACAGCAAUCAGUACUGACUUGAAAUUCAGUGUCAAAAGCAGCAGAGGCCUCUCUGACCCCCAAGGCGUGACGUGUGGAGCAGUGACGCUCUCAGCAGAGAGGGUCAAAGUGGACAACAGGGAUUAUAAAAAGUACACGGUGGAAUGUCAGGAGGGCAGUGCCUGCCCUGCCGCCGAGGAGAGCCUGCCCAUCGAGGUCGUGGUGGGUGCUAUUCACAAGCUCAAGUAUGAAAACUACACCAGCAGCUUCUUCAUCAGGGACAUCAUCAAACCGGACCCACCCAUGAACCUGCAGCUGAAGCCGUUACAAAAUUCUCGGCAUGUGGAGGUCAGCUGGGAUUACCCCGACACCUGGAGCACCCCGCAUUCCUACUUCUCCCUGACGUUCUGCGUACAGGGCCAGGGCAAGAACAAUAGGGAGAAGAAAGAGAGACUCUGCGUGGACAAAACCUCAGCCAAGGUCACGUGCCAUAAGGAUGCCAAGAUCCGCGUGCAAGCCCGAGACCGCUACUAUAGCUCAUCCUGGAGCAACUGGGCAUCUGUGUCCUGCAGUUAGGUUCCAAUGCCAGGAUGAAACCUUAAAGGGAAAGUGGAAGUUAUUAUGCAACAUUUUCUAAAGACUCAAUAGAAUAGGCCCCCAAAAGUUAUUUGCUACCUAAUUUGCUUUUUGUAAAGGAUCGUGAUCAUGUCUUUGCAGUAUUUUUACAUUUACAUGCCAAAUGGCCGCUGAAAUAAUCAGCUCCUUUAUUUAUAGGUUUUCCAGUGACCAGGUUGCCACUGACCUUAAUGCUAUUUAAAUAUUUAAGUAAUUUAUGUAUUUAUUAAUUUAUUAUUUUUAUUGAACACUUGUGUGCAAGAUGUAUUGUAUGUUUUCUACUCUCAGGACCUGAUCUGUAAGGAAGAGGCCCUGUUAUGCAAAAUGUGAAAUUAUGUGUUAUUUUAUACUGACAGCUUCUCAAGUGAGACUACAAGUACUUCUGUUUUAUGACAACCAGUGAGAGCACAAUGUUCUGAUGCCAGCACCAUGAUAUAUUUGUGAUGAACACAGAAAUAGUUAAAUAGAGGCAUGGAGACAUGGAUUCAUUUGAGAAGGUUCUGGAGAUGGAGAUGUUAGUUUCUGUAUCCAUGAAGACUUCCUGGAGGUGGUGUUGGUAAAGCAGUGCAGGGCCACCUGCCCUUCUAAGCAGGUUUAGGUUUUGGAUGCCUACAUUUAGAAAGGGCUGAAAAAAUAGCAGAAGUCAAAAUUCGGCUUCCACCACAGGGGCAGUCCUUAACGCCAUCCAUCUGUAAGACUUAGAAGAGGGACCAGAGACAUUUUAAGUGUCUGGAAAGUAAAAAGUUCUUAGGAUUCAGGAAGGAGAACCAGUAGGGCCGACAGAUUCACCAGCUGCUCCUUAAUAGCCACGCAGGAAAGCACACAGCUGCAAAGAAAAUGAUCACGAAUUGCUUACUUGUCAGAGUAAGAGAAGCUGACCAGUGGGAUGUGACCAGAAGGUGCCCAGCACU
Molecule: messenger RNA, 2247 nt
Organism: Neogale vison (American mink)
Lineage: Eukaryota; Metazoa; Chordata; Mammalia; Carnivora; Mustelidae
Gene: IL12B
Product: interleukin 12B
Exons: 8
Coding region: 308-1297 (329 amino acids)
Biological process (GO): immunoglobulin mediated immune response; cytokine-mediated signaling pathway
Cellular component (GO): membrane; external side of plasma membrane
Molecular function (GO): cytokine receptor activity; protein binding
Source: RefSeq, a predicted model, not a curated record